AUGGCCUCAACUGCUCCAUCACCAGAUCCCAGUUUGGAUGCUGAAUGGGAGGAAUGGAAAAUGAAAUAUGAAAAAACCUAUUGCCAGGAUGAAGAAAAAUCUAGAAGGACGUUGUGGGAGGAGGAGAAGAAGAUUGAUGAACACAAUGCCGAGUAUGGGCAGGACCAGACCGGCAUCUAUGCAAGCCUGAAUGAAUUUAGUGACAUGACCUAUGAAGAAUUCAGGAAAGUUUGCUGUGGAAACUUAAUGUGGGCAGAAGAAGACCUGGAUUGUAUAAGCAUGAAUGUAAGGAUUUGA
Molecule: messenger RNA, 297 nt
Organism: Chionomys nivalis (European snow vole)
Lineage: Eukaryota; Metazoa; Chordata; Mammalia; Rodentia; Cricetidae
Product: protein CTLA-2-beta-like
Exons: 3
Coding region: 1-297 (98 amino acids)
Source: RefSeq, a predicted model, not a curated record